Aedes albopictus (Asian tiger mosquito) is the source of this 977-nucleotide messenger RNA. RefSeq lists its product as uncharacterized. The record is from RefSeq and is a predicted model, not a curated record. NCBI's taxonomy places the organism in Eukaryota, Metazoa, Arthropoda, Insecta, Diptera, Culicidae. The coding region runs from base 87 to 977 and encodes 296 amino acids. The transcript has a single exon.
CUUCGUGCGCGACACAAGUGUUUUCGUACAGCUCCACGUCUUAGUCCGUCGUUCCUGUUGUGUUGGAAUUUUGCAGCCUUUGCAGGAUGUCUACGCAUAGGAAAAACACACUCGUCGUCGACUUUAGUGUCCUGCCACGACGACCCGUACUGGACCAGAUUGAGGAAUUCCUCAAGGACGACUUAAAACUCGACCUGGCCGACGUCAAGAACAUCCAAAUACACAAUAUCAAAAACUGUGUGCAUAUUGAGAUGAAUGAUGCUGGCGUAGCACCACGAUUACAAAAGCAACAUCAUCUCCAACAUUACUACAUCCACGAAGGAAAAACGUACUACAUCCCAGUCUACGUGGAUGGCCCCACGACCACCGUGAAGAUCCACGACCUUUCACCGCAAAUGUCGAACGAUAUCAUCGUGCGCCACAUGCAGCAGUACGGUAAAGUCAUCUCCAUCGAAAAUGAUGUAUGGAAAAAUUUCUUCCCUGGGAUUCCUAACGGCGUCAGAGUUCUUCGAAUGAGACUGGAGAAGACGUUACCUUCUCGCAUUGUGGUUAACGGUAAAAGCACAUACGUAACGUACCCGAAACUAAACACACAAUCAUCAAGGAAGACAACACUACUAUCCAACUCUGCUGAAAAGCAAAACCGCAUUGGUGAUAAACAAUGCAAAAUUGUUGAUCACCCAUCGGUUGCGACUCUCACCGACACAAGUGACGAUGACAACGACGACAUCGGCGGCGGCGGCGAUGAAGGUGAUGAUAAUAGGAACAACGAUACCGAUGAGCACGAUAUUGAAACCGUUGAAACUGAAAGGGAGCCUGAGACUGCGAAGAGACGGUUGUCAACUGAAACGGACAAUGGUAGAAGAGAAGAGAGCUUAGCAAAACGAUCUUGCAACGAGGAUGGACAAAACGCUGAAUUGGAAUGGAAGGUUUAUCAAACUAGAUCGAGGAAGAAACAAGCCAUGCUAAUUGAUUAG